This is a messenger RNA of Lycium ferocissimum, 729 nucleotides long. RefSeq lists its product as uncharacterized. The transcript has a single exon. The coding region runs from base 1 to 729 and encodes 242 amino acids. The record is from RefSeq and is a predicted model, not a curated record. NCBI's taxonomy places the organism in Eukaryota, Viridiplantae, Streptophyta, Magnoliopsida, Solanales, Solanaceae.
AUGCUAGCUGUGCUGAAGACCGAUCCUUCAUCAUGCCCUCCUGGACCAUUACGAUCGGAUCCUAGUACUCGAGAUCAGCCGGUUUGGUACCAGUUCCAUAGGACCCCUGGGUAUGAAACUACAGACUACAGACACCUCUGGGAGGAGGUGGUUAACAUGCUCGCCAUGGAAUAUCUUCGGGAGUAUCUGAGUGAAAGGGUGAGAAAUAACUAUGGUAUAGCCGGACCAGCCAAAGAUAAAUGUGCACUCGAUGCUUCUCCGCAUAUCAUCAACAUGAUUUUUGGCUGGUCCAUGAUCGCCGAGACCAGCUUUUCUGCAUCCAGAAAGAUGAAGAUCUCGGUAACAUGGGAAAAGAGAACUCGAGACUUUCUAGAUGAGGAUUUGAUUACCUUCUCCGACGAGGAUGCGGUAGGCGUUACUUUACCCCACAAUGAUGCCUUAGUUAUCACCGUUCUCAUUGGUUGCUAUCAAGUAAAACGAGUAAUGGUUGAUCCGGGGAGUUCGGCUAACAUUCUCCGCUGGAAAGUAGUGGAGGAGAUGGGACUUCUAAAGAAAAUCAUACCGGCAGCAAGGACCCUAGCCGGCUUCAAUAUGUCCAGUAAAACUACUAAAGGCGAGAUCGACUUUCCAGUAGAAGGCGGAAGGGUAGUCAAAGUAACAAAGUUCUACGUGAUUGACGGCGAUAUGCGAUACAACGCAAUCUUCAGAGGCCUUGGCUCCAUGAUAUGA